AUGAUAAGGCCAUUAUCUGAAUAUUAAUAAUGUUACUAAGAAAUUAAAAUAAUUGGGAGAGGUUAAUUUGGUAAUAAAUAAUGAUUAAUCUUAUAGGAAUUGUUUAUUUAAUAUAGGAAAAGUCAACUUUAAAAGAAUUUGCAGCAAAAAAAAUAAAUGGAGAAUGUUCCAAUACAGAAUUAGAUAUCUUAUUAAAAUUGAAACAUCCAAAUAUUAUUAAUGUUUAUGAAUGCUUCAAAGAUCAAAAAUCAAUAAUUAUUAUUAUGGAUUAUUGUUAAAGUACAAAUUUAUUAAAUAAAAAUAGAGGGAGAUCUAUGGAAUAUGAUUUAAUAUAGAAUAUUAGAAGGAAAGAAUAGAGGAUAUACUUAGAAGGUAAUUGAAUAAUGGCUUGUUUAAUUACUUAUGGGAUUAGCUUGCAUACAUGAAAAUAAUGUUAUUCAUAGAGAUUUGAAGAGUUCAAAUAUUUUAAUUAAAGAGGAUGGACAAUUAAAGAUAGCUGAUUUUGGAGUAGCUAAAGUAAUAUAAUAAUUUAUUACGAGAUUUUAUCAGAAGAUAAAAUGGCUAAGACAAUUACUGGUAGUCCAUUUUAUUUAUCACCAGAAAUCAGUUAAGGUUAAGAUUAUACAUACUCCUCAGAUAUAUGGUCACUUGGAUGUAUAUUAUUUGAAAUGUGCACAUUAAAAAGGGCUUUUGAUGGUGAUUAAUUUGAUUAAGUACUUAAUAAAAUACAGCAACGAAAAUUGUAAUAGGAAAUACUGAUUUAGGAUUAGAUUGAUCCAACAAUUUCUGAUACAAGAACAUAUACUUCAGAAUUAGUAAAUUUAAUUUAAUCUCUUCUGAAUGUAGAUCCUUCAAAAAGACCCACUGCCAAAGAACUUUUAAGAUCUUCUUAUAUAGCUAAAAUUAUGUUAUAAAGUUUUGAAAAGAAAAGUGUUAAAUAGAAGGAUAUUCAAAAAAUAGGUUAAGUCACUAUGAUGUAAAAAAAAGCACAUGAAAAAUAUUAAAAAUAAAUGAGUUAUGUUAAGUAACUUUUAGGAAACUCAUAAGAUUCUAUCAAUGCAUAAUCUUAAGUUUGUGAUACUAUGUUUACAAAAAAAUAAACAAGUAUUUGA
Molecule: messenger RNA, 1112 nt
Organism: Paramecium primaurelia
Lineage: Eukaryota; Ciliophora; Oligohymenophorea; Peniculida; Parameciidae
Source: the annotation of a GenBank genome assembly